Molecule: messenger RNA, 213 nt
Organism: Knipowitschia caucasica
Lineage: Eukaryota; Metazoa; Chordata; Actinopteri; Gobiiformes; Gobiidae
Source: the annotation of a GenBank genome assembly
AUGAAGGAGAAGGAGGAGAAGGAGAAGGAGAAGAAGAGGAAGAAGGAGGAGGAGAAGGAGGAGAAGGAGAAGAAGAAGGAGAAGAAGAGGAAGAAGGAGGAGAAGGAGAAGGAGGAGAAGGAGAAGAAGAGGAAGAAGGAGGAGAAGGAGAAGGAGGAGAAGGAGAAGAAGAAGAAGAGCUCUAGGGCUCUCCGUGGUUAUGCAGUCAGAUAG